This is a messenger RNA of Prorocentrum cordatum, 1127 nucleotides long. NCBI's taxonomy places the organism in Eukaryota, Dinophyceae, Prorocentrales, Prorocentraceae. The record is from the annotation of a GenBank genome assembly.
AGUAGCCAUUUUGGCUCACGGUAUCGCCCCGCGCGGGAUUUCAAGGCCCGCUCUGGAGGGCAGGGCGAGCGGCAUGGAGCACAAGUCCCUCGCACGCGGGUUGGCGUACGGCGGCGCCGCGAGCUGCCUCGCCGAGGUCGUCACCAUGCCCGUCGACGUCGUGAAGACGCGGCUGCAGAUGGACGGCGCAGGGGCCACCAGGGCCUACCGCGGCUCCCUCGACUGCGCCGCGCAGCUGGUCCGCUCCGAGGGGCCGGGCGCGCUCUUCAAGGGCUUGCCGCCCGCGCUGCUCCGGCAGUCCACCUACGGGUCGAUGCGGUACGGGCUCUACGCGCCGAUCCGGGACAUCUCGGGGGCUGCUGGAGGUCGCCGCGGGCGCCGGCGCCGGCGCCGUGGCGUCCGCGCUCGCCAGCCCGACGGACCUGGUCAAGGUGUGAAGUCAAGGUGCGGCUGCAGACCGACGGGAUGCUGCGGGGCCCCGGCGGCAAGCCGCUGCCGAGGAGGUACCACGGCAUGUUGCAUUCGCCACGGAAGGUGCGGGAGGAGGGCGUGCUGGGCCUUUGGACGGGCGCGGGCCCCACCGCCAGCCGGGCGACCGCGCUCGCCGCCGCCGAGCUGUCGUCGUACGACGAGGCCAAGGCGCGGCUGAGGGCGCUGCCGGUGGGCUCGCUGCAGCGCGACGGCAUCGCUCUUGACAACCCCCGAUGCGUGCGUCGACCGCCCUGAUCUCGGGCUUCGUCUCCACGGUCGCCUCGUCCCCCUUCGACGUGGUGAAGUCGCGGGUCAUGGGCCAGCCGGUGGACGCGUCGGGGCGCGGGACAUUGUACAGCGGAAUGGCCGAUUGUUUCAUCAAGCUCGCCAGCAGCGAGGGUCCCUUGGCGUUGUACAAGGGCUUCUGGCCGAACUUUGGCCGCGUGGUGCCGCGGGUCACCAUCGGGGGCCUCCCGUUGUCGUGUUCGUCGUGAUGGAGCAACUGAAGGCGCAGUUUGGUUGAGCGGCCAGCCCGCCGCCCUCACCGACGUCGCUCCCGCUAUCCCCGGUAUGGCCACGCCUCCUCGACCGCCGCCGUCCGCAGUAGUUGCGCCAGGAAAGUCGGCAAAACAAGGAUCAUGCACACACACCGUGGG